AUGGAGGACCCGCUUAUGCCUGCAAGGCCCACCGUGUCCAAAGUGGACCUGAAAUUGAUCGGUGCUUCUUACCAGUUGCUGCUUGGUGUGGGUUCUGCCAGCCGAUCGCAAGAAGAGCAGAAUCUCUUUGCCCAACGAGGAUGCUGCAAGCGCCAAGGGAAGUAUGUCUACAUUGGACACGACAUCUCUGGUAGUCCAGCAAGCAUCGACAUUGGCAUGUGCAGGACCUAUUGUGGGGGUCCCCAAAGGAUGAAGUCCUACAUUUCAGGGGUCCUUGGCUUCUCCAGACAAUCCUCUAUGCUGGAAUUCCUUAAAACCAAGAAGCUUCAGGAUAGGUUCACAGAAUCGCAGCCGUCUAACGGAGCCGACCGUUCCUGCCCGCUGGAUUAUCACUGCGAACCCAGCAGCGUCCGGGUGGAGAAUGUGCUGCUUCUCGCGGGCAUUCGGCAAGUGGAGGUGAUAGAGGGCUGCCACUGCAGUCCAAGCCCUGCUGAAUGCCUCCGGUUGCCAUCCCUGAAAACCUUCUUCCCAGACUCCCCUCUCGAGCAGACUGUGGAUGUCGGCAAGUGCUCCAGUCCACCACAUUCCGAAGAUGGGCUCUUCUGUGUGCCCACACGUUUUGACCCGGUUCUGUUGAAGAGUCCCAAUGGGAAUGAUGUGGUCCGAACUCUGGAGAGCUGCGAGCUGAGACAGUCUUGUUACCGUGUCUCCCAUCGGGAGUAUUACUUCGAAGUUCUGCUCAACUCGGCUGGAGAGAGGAUGGAACGCUUGAAGGAAAUCGAUGUGGGACGGUGCCUAGGGGGAUGCACCUCCGGGAAUCAUUGCCUGCUCAGGGAUCCCCAAGUUCCAGAUAAGUGCCUUGUUUUGGCAGAGGGGGUCUCCAGCCAUUGCACCCCACACCAAUAUGAGACACAUACUUUCCGAAGCCGGACUGGCCAGCUGCGCACCGUCUUCUCAAUCCAGGCCUGCAGAUGUGAAGCCUGA
Molecule: messenger RNA, 984 nt
Organism: Eublepharis macularius
Lineage: Eukaryota; Metazoa; Chordata; Lepidosauria; Squamata; Eublepharidae
Exons: 8
Coding region: 1-984 (327 amino acids)
Source: RefSeq, a predicted model, not a curated record